Messenger RNA from Salvia hispanica, 3440 nucleotides. RefSeq names its product protein SEMI-ROLLED LEAF 2. The record is from RefSeq and is a predicted model, not a curated record. Lineage: Eukaryota; Viridiplantae; Streptophyta; Magnoliopsida; Lamiales; Lamiaceae.
UCUUUGGACUCGGUUACUGCAAUUACUCUGACAAACACGUGAUCCGUCUGCUCUCUCUCUCCAUUCCCUCUUUCUUCGUUCAAUUUUUCUUAACUUCAACAUCCCGGCAGCCUCUUUUUUUCCACACUAGCAAAUUCUUCUGCUUACAAGAUUGAACUUUGCAACGCUGGUGGUGGGACUUCUCCUAAACUCUUUCAAUUUCUCAACUGAGCAGUCGCUAGUUUGGCUCCCCAGAUCUGCUUGUGCUGAAGAAGAAAUGGGUGUAAUUUCCCGAAAGAUCUUCCCGGCAUGCGAGAGCAUGUGUGUUUGUUGCCCUGCUUUGAGAUCUCGGUCACGCCAGCCUGUCAAGCGUUACAAGAAAUUGCUGUCGGAGAUAUUUCCCAAGUCUCCUGAUGGUCAUUCAAAUGAUAGAAAGAUUGCGAAGCUAUGUGAAUAUGCUUCUAAAAAUCCUUUACGGAUACCGAAGAUUGCUAAGUAUCUGGAGGAAAGAUGUUACAAAGAACUGCGUAGCGGUAAUGUCAAACUUGUCAGUAUUGUGGCGGAUAUAUACAACAAACUGCUUUGCAUGUGCAAGGAGCAAAUGGUAUAUUUUGCUGUUAAUUUGUUGAAUGUAGUUUUUGAACUGCUGGAUGACUCUAAGCAAGACACCGUGUUGGUGAUUGGAUGUGAUACACUGACUACUUUUAUUUAUGGCCAGGUUGAUGGAACUUAUACACACAAUAUUGAGAACUUCGUUGACAAAGUUUGCAUACUGGCACUUAAGAAAGGCGGUGAGCAUGAAAAGAGUGGUUUAAGAGCAUCAAGCUUGCGGUGUCUUUCGUCAAUGGUGUGGUUCAUGGCGGAGUUUUCACACGUAUUUGCUGAUUUUGAAAAGAUUGUGCAUGCUACUCUUGAUAACUAUGAGAUGAAUUCACAAAACGAAGAAGCUGAAGAAAGAAAUGAGGCACAUCACAAUUGGGUGGAUGAAGUAGCGAGAAGUGAGGGAAGAGGUACAACUGUUGGAGGUGGUGAGUUUAGCCCUAGCCACAUGAUCAUAAGAAUCAGGCCAGAAAAGAAAGAUCCUGCUGUUCUAACAAGAGAGGAGGUUCAGACACCACAAGUAUGGGCUCAAAUAUGCGUUCAAAGGAUGGUUGACCUGGCAAAGGAGAGUACUACGAUGCGAAGAGUAUUAGAACCAAUGUUUAUUUAUUUUGACAUGAAAAGACACUGGGUUCCUCAGCAUGGCCUGGCUCCUGCUGUUCUUUCUGAUAUGUCAUCCUUCGUGGAAAAUCCAGGACAUCAGCAAUUAAUUUUAGCUGGUGUUGUUCGGCAUUUGGACCACAAGAAUGUUGCGCAUGAUCCAGAGAUGAAAUGUCACAUCAUCCAGACGGCUAGCUGUUUGGCCCGCCAAGUGAGGGCAGAAGGCGUGAUUUCUGAUAUGGGGUUUGUUAGUGACCUCUUCAGACACUUACGCAAAAGCUUUCAAGCAACGGCUGAACCAGUUGGAGAGCAAGAACUGAAUGUGAAUACUGCAUUGCAGACUUCUAUUGAAACUUGUCUGUUGGAGACUGUGAGAGGGAUUGUUGAUGUCCGGCCGCUGUUUGAUAUGAUGGCAAUUACACUGGAGAAGCUUUCUCCGGUAAAAGCUGUUGCUAGGGCAGCCCUUGCCUCCCUCACUAUUCUUGCUCAUGUCAUAUCACUGGCAUCUAUAUCAUUCCGCUCUCAGCAGGUUUUCCCUGAGGCUCUUUUUGUUCAACUCUUGAAAGUGAUGUUACAUCCCGAUGUCGAAAUACGCAUUGGAGGGCAUCAGAUAUUCUGUGUUCUUCUAAUUCCAAGUUUUGCUCAUGCAAGAAGUGACUUUACUAACCACCCAAGAAGGUGGCACUCCAAAAGCAUGUCUACAUUUUCCUCAAUUGCAUUUCUGCUCGAAAAGCUUCGGUUGGAAAUAAAUGGAACCAAAUUCAAGCAUGGAGGUGAAAAAGAUGACUUUCAGCAGCUCAAUAAAGUUGAAGAAGAAUGGAAGCAUGGGAGAUCACACAAGAACUCUCCUAAUAUUCAUUUAAUUAGCUCCCUUAUGGACAAGGCCGGUGGACCUACUAGCUUGACUGAGACUGAACAGUAUUUUCUGCAAUGCAACGAGGACCAAGUAGUGCAGUUGCUGUCUGCUUUAUGGAUACAAGUCAAUCUCCCUGACAAUCUGCCAGCUAACCUUGAAGCUAUUGCACAUUCAUUCUGUUUAGCACUCAUCUCAUCACGACUUAAGAACUCCAACGAUAACCUUGUUCUCAGAUUCUUUCAGCUUCCCAUGUCAAUUCGAAAGAUCUCCUUAGAUGCCAAUAAUGUGUCCUUGUCACCCGCAUACCAAAGAUCCCUUUUUGUAUCAUCUACUGCCAUGGUGAUUUUUGCUGCGAAGCUAUACCAUGUAGCUGAUGCCAACAAUUUACUUAACUUGCUAUUCGAAUCUGAUGUCGAUCCAUAUCUUGGCAUCAGUGAUGACUUUCAAGUCUAUGUAAAGCCUCAGCAUGAAGUGAAAGAUUAUGGCUCUGCUUUCGAUAAUGAAGAAGCCUUAUCAACUCUGACGGAGCUGCGGGAUAAGGCUUAUGAAGCUGACAAAAAAUUGUUUUCCAUACUAGUUGAGAGUUUAUCUACCAUUACCAAGUUUGAGCCUGAAGAAGUUGCAGAGCAGCUCUCAGAAGGAUUUGUGCCCGAUGAAGCUUUCAUGUUUGGUUCACAAUUAACGCUCGACAUGGAUCAUAUCCAAAGGGCUGCACACUCCAAGGGGUCACAAUCGUUUGAUGGGGACUUCUCUGCCAAUUCUAUACUCGAAGAUGAUGCUAUGAGCAUAUCAUCAGUUGCUGACAUAUCACGCUUCAUCCCCAAUGUCCCUCCAUCCGCCUCUCCGUCAAUGUCCCAUAUUGUCAGCAUUGGUCAGCUGCUAGAAUCGGCUCUCGAGGUAGCUGGCCAGGUAGCAGGAACAUCAGUCUCCACAUCGCCCCUUCCGUAUAGUGCCAUGACAAAUCAGUGCGAAACCUUUGGUACAGAGACGAGGAAGAAGCUGUCUAAUUGGUUAACCUAUGACAACCAGUGCCCGAAAGCCUCCUGUAGCACGCAGACUGCAUUUGAGAAGAUAAUGAGUGAAGAGAGCGUUCCAGCUGCAAACAACACAUGGUUAGCUCUGAGGCUUCCGCCUUCUAGCCCCUUCGACAACUUCCUCAGAGCAGCUCGCGGUUAGAGAGCAGAGCAGAGGUGUGAAUGCUCCGAUAUUAUCUUGUAAAUUGUUAGAGCUGUGAGGCCGAGCGCAGAAACUUCUCUUUGUAUCCAUUAGCUGUUGCUUUCCAAAACCACUCUAUGUUCUUGUAUUCAGUAUCAGUAGUAGCUUUUUCAUGAUGUACAAGCAGAGAGCAGCAUUCUAUUAUCUGGAUUCUGGAAUAUCAGCAUCUCAUUUUAUUUUUGUUGCAAAA